Molecule: messenger RNA, 3126 nt
Organism: Trichobilharzia szidati
Lineage: Eukaryota; Metazoa; Platyhelminthes; Trematoda; Strigeidida; Schistosomatidae
Source: the annotation of a GenBank genome assembly
GUAAGAUUGUCUAGUGGAACGUCAGCUGCUAAUACUAGCAGCAACUUUAUUCUGCUGAAAUUCAACAGAGAUACGGAACCGUCCCACAAUACUGAGCAGCGAGCAUCAAGAAAUCAACGACUUUAUGUAAAACCAUCACUGAAAAUCGAAUUUCGAAUACUAAGAUUACUUCUUUGUAUGCAUCACUUUGUCUGAACUUUCAACUUCCAAAAUGUGUUGUUUUUGAAUUUCUACUAAUGAGCACAUUUACUUGAUGCCUUGUUUACAAAUAUGGACAAUAAUUAUAUCUAUUGUUGUGAUAAUUGUGAACUACAAUGAAAGUCUCCAUCUCAAAAAUGCUGCGCUGAACGGUGGCUAUGUUGGUUGUCUAUAUCAGAGUGUUUGUUUAGAGGGAGAGAAAUGCUAUGACGACUCGUUGUUUGGAAGGUGUGUCAAAAACAAUGUUGAAGAAGAAAUACUAGUCUCUGGUCCUUACCAAAAACCUACAUUGCAGUCUCUUCUUCCAUCGUACAGACCAGAAAAUGUUGAUUGGUCUGAUACAACUCUGCAAUGUUUGAUAAGGGCAACAAUUCUGAUGUCCAAAACUCAGACAAACUUUGUUGAUGCGAAGUCGUUUUGUUUAAAUGGACAUAAUGAAGAUGUUGCUGAAGACUUAAUAUUCAGUCGAUAUGACAACUAUGACAGUAACGAGAAAGUAGAUAAAGAACUCAUCCAUAUACUACCUUCUCUACUAAUGUCACCCUCCUUACACUCCUCGACACCUAUCAAGAGUAAUGCUAUUGACGAUCAAUUCAAAUGGCAGUAUGUAAAACGUGCAGCUCCAAUAAAUCGAGCAUAUCCAAACUAUAUAUUUAAUAACCCCCUGGAAACACCAAGCUCUUAUUAUGAGCCAUUGCCUAGAAGUAGUGGUGAAAAUUAUGACCAGUGGAUGGAUGCUUAUGGUAAAAAUGAAGCAAUGAAUACAGAAAUGUAUAAUGAAAAUCAAAUGAACGAUUUCAGUCAACGAAUUCAACAAAUGAUACCUUUGUCGGAAAAUUUAAGAGGAGAGUCAAACUAUGAGAAUAAGCAAGUUGAUGGACAUCAAUUAAUGGAUGAUACAUCACAGAGAAAAGAUAAUGAGAUGAUAACGGAGCCGAAAUUAUAUCAAUAUUACAAUCUAAUACCAGCCAGUAUUAAUGAAGAGUCAGUAGACGAAAAUUCAGCUCUGGAAUUUCAACCUCAACAGAGACAAGAGGAAAUGAUUAGCCCAUUCAAUUCAAUUACCCGAUUACGUGCACAAAAAUUAAUGUCUGGACCAUAUAAACAUUUGGAACACAGAUGGAUUUGGAUAAAAUUUUUGGAUGGUCCAAUCAGUAAUGAAAAAGCCGAAUCGAUUUUAUCCAAGAUGUCACAUGACCUGAAGUUAACAUCACCAAUCUCAUUUUUCUUUCUUGACAAAUCAAGACGUGUUCUAUACUUCCACAUUCCAUCAAAUGCUGGUAUAACUGCUGAUCGUAUUGUGAAUGCUUUAAUUACUAAAAUUCAUUCCAUUGAUGGUUAUACAAUUGAAGAUGUCGGAUUCGGUCGUGGAGCUACAGUUGAUAAAAGCGCUAGAUUUGAUGCUGUUGCUGCUGCACCCGUGUAUGAUGGCACCUCAGACUACAGUAUUCGAGAGAAAUGGGAAAAGUAUACAAUGACAAUAAUUCUCUGCUCGUCAAUACUUGGUGUAGUCGUUAUACUCACACUGAUUUAUUUAGUUCAAGUUUGCCAAAGAAGAAGAAGGAAUAAAAUUAAAAGUGAAUCAAAUGAAAAUUUAUCAUCUCCACAUUCUGAGGAAUCAAUUCAUUCAUCGAAGAAAUCAUUUGGUCAGAGCAAUAAACUGUCUGAAUCACAGCAUAGUAGUGUUUCUUCUUGGUCGAAUGAACCAAUCCAGUGCAGUAUUGAUGUUCCAACUGGGCAUUUAAUUUUGUCAUAUAUGGAAGAACAUUUGCGUGAUCGUGAUCGAUUGAUAGCUGACUGGAAUUCCAUAGACAAAUAUGUAUCUGAAGAGAGUGUAUUAUUCAAAGAAGGAGAGAACCCUAAAAACAAGCUUAGAAAUCGGUUAGGGGCUCCAUUACCAUAUGAACAAUCUCGCGUUAAACUUCGGUCUGGAGACAAUGAUUACAUCAAUGCAAGUUUGCUAUAUGAUAACAAUCCAAGAAAUCCCGUCUACAUUGCAACCAUGACGCCAACAAUCGAAUCAAUUCCAGACUUUUGGUUAAUGGUCUGGGAACAAGGAUGUGUUGUGAUUGUCUGCUUGGAACGUAAUGAUGAACUGAAGAGAAUGGAUGAAGUCAAUCAGCUAGAACCAAACGAUGCUUCCGUCAAAUACUGGCCAAAUGAAGGUACUCAAGUUUACGGUUCCUUUGAAGUUCAUCUUGUUUCUGAACAUAGUUGGAGUGAAAACUACAUUAUACGUUCCUUCUACCUAAAAAGUAUGACGACAAAUGAAACACGUACUGUCACACAAUUCCAUUACCUUACAUGGAAAGAUGAAAGCUUAAAGGACAAUAGUAAACCCAUACUGGAGUUCCGUCGAAAAGUCAAUCGAUCCUUCCGCGGAAUGAUGAGCCCUAUUUUGGUUCAUUGUAGUGAUGGUUGUGGACGAACAGGAGCGUAUAUUCUAUUGGACUUGGCAUUAAACCGUAUUGUUAAGGGCAUAAAGGAGAUUGAUAUCGGUGCUUCAUUGGAACAUCUAAGAGACCAAAGACCAAAUAUGAUUAGAACAUUGGAACAGUAUGAAUUCGUCCUUUCAUCAACUGCCGAAGAAGUGGAUGCAAUGCUUCAAACAAAUACAUGAAAAUUUUUUUGCCAAAUGAAAGAAAAUACAAAUGCAUAAUGAAUCCAAAAUCAAAUGGAAUAUGGCAUGCAAAAUUUUCAAAUAAAACUGCCAAAAGAUAUUAAUCAUGCAUAUUCAUUUCUUUUUCUCUUACAAAACUAAAACUCUGCUGUAAUCUUCGCAGAUAACGUGCAUUCAAAUCCAUUAGGUGGUAAGUCAUAGAUAUAUCUAGCCUACGAGUUUAGACAAUCGUUAAGAAUUGGAAGGAGAUAUUAGCUCUUGUUGAAUACCAAUCCGAAACUAUCUUAACAUGAACAAAUGUGCUGAUA